AUGGUGUCCACUACGCUGGAUAUGGCAGACAUCGAGCCAGAGAUAAUACAUCUUCCCGAGCUUGGACAGACAUAUGUGGAAGGCACCACACUGAAGAUGGUUGAACUCACCGUUACCAAGAAGCUUACCGUCGAUAAGAUGAAACCCUACCUGGACGCAUAUGGAUUGGGACACUCGGCCAAGCGAGACGUACUCAUUGACCGGCUUCGUAACUUGGCCAAAAAUCCUGCACUCUGGAAUAGCCAAUUUCAGUCUACUCCGACCAAGGUCAGGGGUGGUAAUGCUAGCAGUAAACGGUCCCAAAACAGAAGCUCUGCAAAGAGAUUUCGAGCGAUGUUCGAAGACGAAAACAAGGCAGAUACUCCUGAAGAACAUCCAAGCAAGCGUGUCGCCAUAAGCUUCCCAGAUCAACGCACAGCAGUAGACAUAACCAAGGCUAUCGAGUUAGCCCAGCAAGUUGUGGCGCUCGCACAAGCCCACGUCACUUCCGGCACCACACCGUUGGACUCGGAGCCUGGUCAAAAUGCAAACGAAGCGUCGCUAUUAGGUCGGCCUGUCAUGGAGGUAGACGCAGAUGUUUCUUCUACAACGCCCGCAGCUGUGCAGCGUCAGCUCAUUACGCUCACAAAUGCGAUCUCGCACGGAUUUGGGUUUGUUGGAAACCUGAUCGCUCAGCACGGUCUGCCAGCGGUCCAUGCACCGACUCAGGCCUCGAUGUCAGCGACCACACACUCGCCGACCGUCACUCAUCAGACAGCCCUUCAGUCCGCCAAUACCUCUAACAGUAUACAUCCACCUAUAAUAGCAUCCACCCAUCUCUCACCUUCUUCCAAGCAAGCCAUUCCUCCAACUCGAAGCGCUCAUGAACAACCUCAAAGUCCUCUGAGUGGCACAAGUGUGCCACACUCUGCUCCACUUGAUUCAGCGCCUCCACGUUAUAUUGCUAUGCAUAGUACUGCCGACAACAACUGCACGGAAGACUGCCGUACAGCAACACUUACCGAUGGUGUCUUAGUCCAUUUCCGUUCAUCAGAUCUACGUCCUCCGCCGACCAUCUCAUUCGCCGAUGAUGUCUCCAAGCUUUUCCGGGAGUGGUACCGCUCUGAUUACAUUGUGCUCGGUGGGCGCGGUAUUCCUAUAAGUGAAUGGGACAAGCUCUACAAGAAAAAGAUCGCAAUACAGGCGCUUGUGAAUGCCUGGGAUACAUUUCGCUCAACUUGGGGUAAUUGGAAGUUCAUCAUUACCGAGUUUGAACGCCUGGGCUGUAAUGAAGUUCAGUUCUUCGCCAAGUUCCGAACAGAUGAAGGCGCACGGAUGAGAUAUCAGGAAAUCCUCGACCAUCUACAACUGGAGCGUAAGAAACGGGAUGCUGAUCUGGGUGUUAAAGCAGCGAGGGUAAAGGAUUUCUUCGGUGGUAAUCUGGAGUGCCCAGAUGCGGGCAACACUUUCACAUACAAGAAGAGUGGGCGGGUCAUGACGGUGUCCAAGAACACAGAGAUAGUGUCACGAUUUGAAGGACUUUGUUCAAUGGAUCUAGGAGUACAGAGUCGGUGGAAUGAGUUCGAGAGCUCAUAG
This is a messenger RNA of Stereum hirsutum FP-91666 SS1, 1575 nucleotides long. RefSeq lists its product as uncharacterized. The record is from RefSeq and is a predicted model, not a curated record. NCBI's taxonomy places the organism in Eukaryota, Fungi, Basidiomycota, Agaricomycetes, Russulales, Stereaceae. The coding region runs from base 1 to 1575 and encodes 524 amino acids. The transcript has 6 exons.